AUGAGACACAUCAGGAAGAGGGAGAGUUACCUGGAUACUGUGUUUGAGAAUGCAGCCACAUCUCCUAAAGUAACUACCUCAAAUUCUGUCAGUGGUCAAGGACAGGAAGAAUGUGUCUACGAGCAAGGCAGGUACAACCUUCUAAAGCUACUCCAGAAAUUUGGAAAAGUGAAACAAUUUGACUUCCUUUUUCACAAGUCGGGCCCACUUGAGGGGCAACCUAGGGGCUACUGUUUUGUCAACUUUGAGACAAAAGAGGAAGCUGAACGAGCCAUUCAGUGUUUAAAUGGCAAGCUUGCUCUCUCUAAGAAACUGGUAGUGCGUUGGGCUCAUGCACAAGUGAAGAGAUAUGAUCAAUAUAAAAAUGACAAGAUUCUGCCAAUAAGUCUAGAGCCUUCUUCAAGCACUGAGCCAGUGCAGUCCAAUCUGAGCAUUAGUGCAAAAAUAAAAGCAAUUGAAACCAAGCUUAAAAUGAUGGCUGAAAACCCAGAUGCUGAAUAUACAGGGCCCCCAGCUUACUCGUACAAUAAGCCCACAGACAAAGCACCAGGCAACAAAUCACGAACUGCUCCCUAUUCUAGAGUUGUUCGGAAAUCCAAGCAAUGA
Rhincodon typus (whale shark) is the source of this 606-nucleotide messenger RNA. RefSeq names its product RNA binding motif protein 18 (gene rbm18). Lineage: Eukaryota; Metazoa; Chordata; Chondrichthyes; Orectolobiformes; Rhincodontidae. Bases 1 to 606 code for a protein of 201 amino acids. Gene Ontology annotation, molecular function: RNA binding. The record is from RefSeq and is a predicted model, not a curated record. The transcript is spliced from 5 exons.